AUGGACAUCAUGUUAAGAAAGAGCCAAAAAAAAACCGAUGCUCGUAAAGAGAAUAUGCCCGAUAAUGAUGGCACAUAUAUGGGUCUCCCGCAAGUCGAACUUGAUUUGCUUGAACGUGUGAAACAGGAGAUAAUUGAGUUGUCAGGGACAAAUGUUGCGGCAUUUGACGAAUUAGUAAAAUCUUACCGGACUAAAACUGGAUUUAUUCAACUUUUACUAGCAAAAGUAGCUCAACUAGAGGCACAAUUAGAAAUGUUAGGACGACCAGCACCAAAAAGACGGAGAACAACCAAUACCACCUCUUCGUCAAAUGGUUUAAUUUCCAAGGAGGACAUCGAAUAUGUUUUGGAUGCCGAACAGGAGUCCAUUCAAAGAAUAGAUAAAGCCAACAAAAGAAUGGCUCAAAUCUUAAAGGAAAACCCAUCUUUGGAAACUGAAGUUGCUAGACACUCCUAA
Molecule: messenger RNA, 456 nt
Organism: Candida tropicalis MYA-3404
Lineage: Eukaryota; Fungi; Ascomycota; Pichiomycetes; Serinales; Debaryomycetaceae
Exons: 1
Coding region: 1-456 (151 amino acids)
Source: RefSeq, a predicted model, not a curated record